GAAGGCAACGUGCUACCGUCGCCGUAGCUGGUCUCAGUGCACGGUAUGCGAUUAACAUGGUCACACAAACCCUGCCAUCGUGCACAUCAAAUGGUCAUGACACGUGUCGCUCGGUCAAGCCAAAGAAAAUGCGAAAUUUAUGCAUUUUUCAUCACAUUUGUGUGGUUAAUGAUGGUCAACACAGUUCAUUCAUGGCCGUGCCCAUCGGAUUGUAUUUGUUUGUCGCAUACGCAAAUCCUGUGCAAUUCGGGACACUUGACAUUUGUUCCGCUAAAUGAACUACCAAAGACUGUUGAACAUCUAUCGUUGACCAAAAACAACUUGACAUAUUUACCUACUGAUGCUUUUAGAGGGCUUAGAUCACUUCGAAAACUUACUUUGGACGGUAACAGUAUACAAAGUAUUGAUCAGUUUGCGUUCCGAGGACUUAGCAGGCUUAGGGAACUUACGAUUCAGCAUACGCCACUCCGAGCGCUUAAAAAAUUGUCAUUCUCCGGACUACAAAAUGUUACGGCUAUCCUGUUGGGCUACAACCAGAUAAGCGUAAUCGAAGAAUUUGCAUUUGCGACUUCUGCCAACAUAAGGCUGAUACUGUUGAAUAAUAAUCCACUUCAUAUAGUGUCGGCACACGCGUUUUCCCGGCUGACAAAUGUCGAGCAUCUAAUCAUGCCGUCGGGCAUUCGUCAUUUGCAGCCGGACGCGUUCUACGAGCUGGACUCCGUCGGUUUGCUAAAGUUGUCUUUCAUGGACUUGUCGUCGCUUAAAGCUAACACAUUCAGGGGCCUGACUCGAGUUCACGUUUUGGCCAUUCAAGAUUCAGACUUGGGAGUUAUCAAAACGGACGCGUUUGCGGGGCUGUCGCAAGUGGGCAGUUUAAAUCUGCUGAACAACAAAAUCGACUCGGUCCAAAAACUGUCGGUGACACGUCAAAAUCAGGUGAAACAUUUCCGGUUCAAUGGCAACCACGUGUUGGACAGUCCGAGAAAAAGCACGUUCAACGUAAUCGCUUCCGAAGGGUUUACAAUGGUCAGCAAUCACUUCCCCUGCGACUGUCACUUGUUCCGGUUCUUGGACGGUUAUCCUUUUGGUUUGAACGCGUCCACCGACUGGUUUAUCGGCAAGAACUUUUGCAUAUCUCCACUUGAGCUGAACGGGCAACCUAUCAGCGUAGUCAAGCAAAACUUUAUCGAAAAAUGCUUGCAGAGUUCGCCGGCCGCACCGCUAGGAUCGACGCGUACGUUGUUUGUAGUAGCGGCUUUAUAUUAUUUUCAUUUAUUGGUUCACUAAAAAAAAAAAAAUUUAAAGGUUCCUGUUACUUAGGCGUAAGAUCUCGGCUUUCAUCUGUGUCAUCUCUCGUUGGAAAUUUCCAUUAAUUAAACACAUUGUUUUUCACCAACUGCCAAUCAUUUUUAUUUACCUAAUGUAUUUUUUUUUUAUCUUUUUAGAAUUUUAGUCGAUUGUUAUAUUUGAUUAAAAUAUUAACAAUUACUCGUGUAUUAUGUAAAUAAUGUAAUUUAGAAGAAUAACUAUUUGUAAUCCCACAAAAAAGUAAUAAUACCUACUUAUUAUAUUAAACAGUUUCGUGGAAUUUGUGCGCACUUAUUCAAAACUUACGUAGGAAACCAUAUGUUGCACUUACACUGGCGGGAAAUUCAAGAUGUGUCAUAAUCUAUACUAUAAUAUUUAA
This is a messenger RNA of Adelges cooleyi (spruce gall adelgid), 1687 nucleotides long. RefSeq names its product slit homolog 3 protein-like. Gene Ontology annotation, molecular function: protein binding. The record is from RefSeq and is a predicted model, not a curated record. The transcript is spliced from 4 exons. NCBI's taxonomy places the organism in Eukaryota, Metazoa, Arthropoda, Insecta, Hemiptera, Adelgidae. Bases 46 to 1287 code for a protein of 413 amino acids.